Molecule: messenger RNA, 1839 nt
Organism: Cadophora gregata
Lineage: Eukaryota; Fungi; Ascomycota; Leotiomycetes; Helotiales; Ploettnerulaceae
Exons: 2
Coding region: 167-1681 (504 amino acids)
Source: RefSeq, a predicted model, not a curated record
CUCGUUCGCUUGUCACUAUUUAUUUCUAGCCGAACCCGUCGGCCCGGUGGCGGAUCGCUACCUAGUAAGAAUCGUGCAUGCCAUCAAACAACAUCCUCUCUCAAAGGAUUUCCUGGGGCUGGAAUGUACCUUCAUCCAGAGGAUCAAUAACCAACACCGCACUAAAAUGCCAACAGCCAGGAUGAUCCCCAUCGAUGAGCUGACAAUCGACAAGGCUCACGAAGCUUUCAAGAGUGGGGCAUAUACCUGCCGUGAACUUGUAGGAGCAUACAUCGCGCGCAUCAAGGCACUCGACCAAGAGGGACCAAAGCUGAACGCCAUCACAGUCAUAUCCUCAUCCUGUCUGGAGGAAGCGAGUGCACUUGACGAGCACCUGAAGGAAGAUGGAUCUUUCGUUGGUUCCCUCCAUGGCGUUCCUGUCAUCGUAAAGGAUCAAUGCGAUACGAAAGAUAUUCCGACGGCGUACGGUAACGUCUGUUGUGUGCAUACUCCAACGGAAGAUGCGACUCUGGUGAAGAAACUGAGGGAAGCCGGCGCAAUCAUCUUGGCGAAGAGCACGAUGCCAGAUUUUGCAGCGUCGUUCAACUCCGCGUCCUCACUCAGUGGUAUUACCUUGAACCCAUACAAAAAUACUCGUGAGACGGGAGGUUCUAGUGCGGGCACUGGUGCAGCAAUCGCAGCAAACAUGGGACUUAUCGGAGUGGGCGAGGAUACUGGUGGAUCUAUCCGAGUCCCAGCGUCGUUUUGCAAUCUCGUCGGGCUGCGGCCCAUUGUUGGUCUGAUCUCUAGAGCUGGACUUUCGCCUUUGGUCAAGUCUCUAGAUACGCCAGGUCCGAUGACGAGAACAGUUAGAGACGCGGCUUUAAUGAUGGAUGUCAUGGUGGGGUACGAUGCGAAAGAUCCUUAUACUGCGUCCGCCGUGAUUGCUGGAUCGCCACGAGAAGGCAGCUAUGCAUCGAAUCUCUCCGAGACAGUUUUGACGAAAUCACGGAUCGGGGUCCUAAAAUCAGGCUUUGGUCGCGAUCAUCUGGCCGAAUGUACGAGUGUAAGUGACGUGGUUCGCGGGGCACUAUCAAGAAUCGCAACGACAGGUGCCACGCUUAUCGAAAUCGACAUUCCAGACGUCGACUACUAUGUUACCACCAGCUCCAUAUAUCUGUCAAGAUCACGAUAUGAUAUCCAAAAUUUCCUCGAGGCCCAUCCCGUCAUUGAAGAUGUCAGCUUCGAAAGCAUUCAUUCUUCAGGCAAAUUCCACCAAUCACUGCCCCUCUUCCACAGGCUGGGAGCACCAAAAGCCUUCAAACACCCAUAUGAGGAUCCAGAAUACGCAAAGCGACUUGAAAUCCAACAAGAAUUCCAAAGACUUGUGAUCGGUGUUAUGGCUGAGCACAACCUGGACGUGAUUGCAUUCCCGAGUGUUCAAAUCCCAGCACCGUUCGUCUCCGAUGUCCUUGGCACAAGGUUUCAAUACCAUUUCCCGACCAACACCAGUAUUGCUAGUCAGCUGCAAUUCCCAGCUAUAUCGAUUCCGGUUGGUUUUACAGAGAAGACUGGUUUGCCUGUAGGUUUAGAGUUUGUCGGCAUUCCUUACUCCGAACAAAAGCUACUGGACCUUGCGUAUGGCGUGGAAAGCUUGAUCAAGGCGAGGAGAGCUCCAGUAUUUGAAUGUCUUGAGACAUGAACUGGUAUUUUGAACGAUCAGGACAUGAAUAUCGCUUAUCAAGUUUCCCAAUGCAUGGAAAAAUGAGCAAAAGUGGCACAAUCCUACUUAGGCAUCAGAUGUGUAAAUUGUUAUUUUAGUUAGGCUUUAAAAUUCAAUCAUUGCAAGUAAGUACAUGU